Molecule: messenger RNA, 1071 nt
Organism: Chrysochloris asiatica (Cape golden mole)
Lineage: Eukaryota; Metazoa; Chordata; Mammalia; Afrosoricida; Chrysochloridae
Gene: ZCWPW2
Product: zinc finger, CW type with PWWP domain 2
Exons: 8
Coding region: 1-1071 (356 amino acids)
Cellular component (GO): nucleus
Molecular function (GO): zinc ion binding
Source: RefSeq, a predicted model, not a curated record
AUGGAUAAAGAAAAUAUGGAUUGUGGAAUAAAUGCAGAACAUUGUAACAAUAUAGUGGAUUCCACAGUAGAAAACAUGUAUGUAAACAAAGUAUGGGUACAAUGUGAGAAUGAAAAUUGUUUGAAAUGGAGGUUGUUGUCAAGUGAAGAUGCAGCCAAAGUUGAUCACAAUGAAUCAUGGUACUGCUUCAUGAACACCGAUUCAAGAUACAAUAGAUGCUCUAUUUCUGAAGAAGACUUUCCAGAAGAAUCUCAGCUUCAUCAAAAUGGAUUUAAGAUUGUGUAUUCACUGCUCCCUCUUGGAAGCCUGGUUUUGGUCAAAUUAUGCAGUUGGCCAAGCUGGCCAGGGAUACUUUGCCCUGAUCCUUUUAAAGGGAAAUAUGUGGCCUAUGACCUGGAUGGAAAUGUUGAACAGUAUCACAUAGAAUUCCUGGGUGAUCCCCAUUCAAGAUCAUGGAUAAAUGCAACAUUUGUUGGACAUUAUAGUAUUACAUUAAAGCCAGGAGAAUGUAAGAAUAAAAAGAAGUGGUAUCAAAGUGCACUGCAAGAAGCAUACCUACAUUAUGGAUAUUCUCGUGAGCAAAGACUGGAGAAGUGCUACCUAUCAAAACAGGAUAAAUCCAAAGCAGAUACCAAAGUUGCCGUGGUGGCCAAAAAAAAGAUGCAAGGUUUCAAAACUAAUGUUGAAAAGAAAAAGACCAAAUUUAGGAAAAGUAACAGGAAAGCUGUUUUAAAAUGCUCUUUUGAAAAUGUUUGUUCAGAUGAUGCCUUAUCAAAGGAAAACAUGGUUGUCUCUGAGACAGAGGUUUUACUGAAAGAACUGGAGCAAAUGCUACAGCAAGCACAAGAGCCCACAACAACACCUGCUGAGUCUGAAGAUGUUGGAGAGGAAACAAAUUCGGGAGAAAAGCUAUCUAAAUGCAGCCCUGAAGCUCCUGCGAGCAGUCUACUUGACAACUGCUAUGAAGAGGACUAUCUUGUAAUUGAUGGAAUAAAAUUAAAAGCUGGAGAAUGUAUUGAGACUAUAACUAACAAGUUUAAAGAAAUUGAUGCUUUGAUGUCUGAAUUUUAG